Messenger RNA from Archocentrus centrarchus (flier cichlid), 1944 nucleotides. It is a transcript of the gene p4ha1b, whose product is annotated as prolyl 4-hydroxylase, alpha polypeptide I b. The record is from RefSeq and is a predicted model, not a curated record. Bases 264 to 1916 code for a protein of 550 amino acids. Gene Ontology annotation, cellular component: endoplasmic reticulum. Gene Ontology annotation, molecular function: L-ascorbic acid binding; procollagen-proline 4-dioxygenase activity; iron ion binding. The transcript has 15 exons. Gene Ontology annotation, biological process: peptidyl-proline hydroxylation to 4-hydroxy-L-proline. NCBI's taxonomy places the organism in Eukaryota, Metazoa, Chordata, Actinopteri, Cichliformes, Cichlidae.
AAUUACAGGCACCUCCCCUAGAAAUUUACAAACGACAGCCCCCUAAGUUUUUAGUAUCAAGCGACUGUAUACAUGUGAGUCUGCACGUAGCAUUCGGCCCCAUCCUUUUAGAAAUACAGCCCGAACCACCAGAUGGCCAACAGUGCACCGAAUCAUCACAGAUAGGACGAGCCACCGGAUCCAGUCUCCAUCUUCUGACCAUUAACUUCACCGAGUCGGUGUGGGCUCAGACUUCAGAGGGACCCGACGGCUUCUGCUACAGGAUGCUUUGGAUUAGGAUGGAGCUGCCAGCUUAUUGUUUAUUGUUGCUGAGCUGCCUGCAGUCGCUCUCAGCCCACGCUGACUUCUUCACCUCCACAGGCCAGAUGACAGAUCUGUUGUACACAGAAAAAGACCUCGUUACCUCUCUGAAGGACUACAUCAGAGCAGAGGAGAGCAAACUAGAGCAGAUCAAACGGUGGGCUGAAAAAUUGGAUUCCUUGACAGUCACUGCCACACAGGACCCUGAAGGCUUCCUGGGACAUCCUGUGAAUGCCUUCAAACUGGUGAAGAGGUUGAACACAGAGUGGGGGGACCUGGAGAGCCUUGUACUCCGAGACACCACUGGUGGAUUUAUUUCCAACCUGACCAUCCAGAGACAGCACUUCCCAACAGACGAGGACCAGACUGGAGCUGCUAAAGCUCUUAUCCGGUUACAAGACACUUACAGACUUGAUGCCAACACCAUCUCUACAGGAGACUUACCUGGAGUGAAAUACAAGAGCCGCAUGACAGCAGAGGACUGUUUUGAGCUGGGGAAAAUUGCCUACUCCGAUGCCGAUUACUACCACACAGAGCUGUGGAUGGCCCAGGCCUUGAAACAGCUAGAUGAGGGAGAGGAUUCCACUCUAGAUAAGGUGACAGUGAUCGACUACCUCAGCUACGCCAUUUACCAGCAGGGGGAGAUGGAGCGCGCAAUGGAUUAUACAAAGAGGUUGAUUGAACUGGACCCAGAGCACCCACGUGGCAAGAGUAACCUGAAGUACUUUGAGAUCCAGUUGGAGAAGCAGAAAAAGGCUGCAGAGGAAGAAGCGCCAAAACAGAAGGAGCGAGAAAAAAGAGAAACAACUGACAAGAAGAAGAAGAAGAAGACGAAGGCCAAAAAGGCUUUCUCUCUGAUCCCAGAAAGGGAGAAGUAUGAGAUGCUUUGUCGCGGGGAGGGUAUUAAACUGACACCUCGUAGGCAGAGCAGGUUGUUCUGUCGUUACUACGAUAACAAUCGUAACCCCAACCUUCUGCUGGCACCCAUGAAACAGCAGGAUGAGUGGGACCGCCCGUACAUUGUUCGCUACCUUGAUGUCAUCACUGAUGCAGAGAUUGAGAAAAUCAAGGAGCUGGCAAAACCACGACUACGCAGGGCAACCAUUUCCAACCCCAUCACAGGAGUGCUGGAGACAGCUUCCUACAGGAUCAGCAAAAGCGCUUGGCUCACUGGUUAUGAUGAUCCAAUGAUUGAAACGAUCAAUCAGAGAAUUGAAGAUCUCACCGGGCUUGAAAUGGACACCGCAGAAGAGCUGCAGGUUGCAAAUUAUGGAGUUGGAGGUCAAUAUGAACCUCACUUUGACUUUGGAAGGAAAGAUGAGCCAGAUGCCUUCAAAGAGCUGGGAACUGGGAAUCGUAUUGCAACGUGGCUCUUCUAUAUGAGUGACGUAUCAGCAGGUGGAGCUACAGUAUUCCCAGAUGUUGGUGCAGCAGUUUGGCCUCAAAAGGGUACCGCAGUGUUCUGGUACAAUCUGUUUGCCAGUGGGGAGGGAGACUACAGCACUCGACAUGCAGCUUGUCCAGUGUUGGUGGGCAACAAGUGGGUAUCAAACAAGUGGAUUCAUGAAAGAGGCCAGGAGUGGAGGCGACCUUGUGGCCUAAGUGAAGCUGAAUGAUGGUCUUCAUCGCCUUCCUACCCCCCCC